Girardinichthys multiradiatus is the source of this 2746-nucleotide messenger RNA. RefSeq names its product peptidase inhibitor 16. Lineage: Eukaryota; Metazoa; Chordata; Actinopteri; Cyprinodontiformes; Goodeidae. The record is from RefSeq and is a predicted model, not a curated record. The transcript is spliced from 6 exons. Bases 281 to 1372 code for a protein of 363 amino acids. Gene Ontology annotation, cellular component: extracellular region.
ACGCUCCCUGCGGCUGUCAGGGGGUUCAGCACAUUUAACUUAACGCUUGGUCAUGUGGUUUCUUGAGGGGGGGAGCCUUGAACAGAUAGAGGGACGUGUGUGAAGGGGAGGAUCCUGGAAUCCUUAAAGCCGGCUCAGAAGCAGAAAUAUCUGCAGAGCUGAGAGUGAGAGGCACUUUGGAGGACAACACACUGCUGACCCUCACACACACUCAGAUUCACUCUGCUGGACUCUGGACUGACCACUUCAGGGUACAUCCCUCAGGACUCUGUUACUCAUCAUGCACCCUAGGAGCCUCUCUAAACUGCAUGGGGCCUCGGCACCCUGGACCGCCCAGGAUGGAGCCUUUUCAUGGAGCUCCAGGCCCAGGAUGGGAUCCAGCCUUUUCAGCCUACCAAAGGGAGCUUGUUUCUGUGCGUGCCUGCUGCUGGGGGCCCUGCUGGUUCCCGGAGCCUGGAGCUUCCUGAGCGAGGAGGAGGAGGAGCUGCUGGUGGAGCUGCACAACUACUACAGAGGACAGGUUUCACCCAGCGCCUCAGCCAUGUUGCCCCUGAAAUGGGACCCAAAUCUGAAGGUGGUUGCAGAAGGCUACGCUGCUAAAUGUAUCUGGAAUCACAACCCGGAGCUGGAGGAGACGGGAGAGAAUCUGUUCGCAAGCACCGGGCCUCUGGACCUUAGAGUGGCUCUGGAGAAAUGGUUCCUGGAACACCUGAACUACGACUACCAGAACAACAGCUGUGAUGAAGACAAGAUGUGUGGACACUACACACAGAUGGUUUGGGCCGACACUCACAGGGUCGGCUGUGCUUUCCAUGCCUGCAACACGAUGGAGGGACUAGACUGGGAGAGAGUCUCCUUCCUUGUCUGCAACUACUUCCCAGCAGGGAACUAUGAUGACCAGUGGCCAUAUGUUGAAGGGGAUUGGUGCUCGAUUUGUCCUGAAAAGCUCCAGAGAUGUGAAAACAACCUGUGUGUACCUGACGUGGUGGAAGAAGAGGAAGUAACUGUCAGCUCCUCUGAUCUACCUCCAGAAGUUAGUCUUGCAUCAACAAAAGAAGACAUAAUUGAGACUCCUGCUAGUUCUCCCAGAGCUCCCAGUAUUAUCCCAACUGAGAGUGCUGAAAACAUACCUCCACCAGGAACUGCUGAACAGGACAUCGUCUCUACUGAUGUUCCAUCAUCCACAUCCAGACAACAGGAGGAGGAUGAGACCAACAAUGUGGAGGAGGAGAAGCAGAGAGAAGAGAUCAUCAUCAGGAAGCAGGAAAUAUGGGAGAAAUCAGUGCCUAAGACCAAAAUAUCUGCUGGUUCUGUAUCCACACCAUCGCUCCUGUUGGCCUGUCUGACUGGAGUCCUGAUUCUGUGGCUGUGAGGAGAAACAGGAGGACAGUAGAGGAACCUAGAUUCAUUGAUGUUAACCCACCCUGCAGUAACAAACUGCUUCCUCUCCACAGCAAAAUGGGUCAGUUAAUAAUUCCCACUCACCAGAAAACAAGCUGCUGUUUAACCUACAUCUGUUUGAGGUCUGGACUGAAAUCUGGGUCAAAUAAAGUCUGCAGAACCUGUUUUGGCCUGAAUGAAACCAGAAUCUGGUCAUCCAUGAAAUGCUGGGCCCAGAUAAACGUGCUGUUCUCAUGCAAAACAAUCUCUCACCAUCUGCUCUGAGAGUUUUUCCUUUUCCACUGGAAGCAGGAUUUUCCCCCCAUAGCUGAUAAAUUAGAAAGAUCUCAAUCUCAAAGCUCACACUUUAAAAUAUGAGUCUAGUUAAAACCUGCUUUAUUUCCACAGUUACCAGUGUUUACAUUGUGACAUUAAAGGGACGGUUCAGUGUUGCUGAUGUGUAGUUAGUAACUUACCUUAGUAUAGAUCAGGAACUGGUAUGAAUCGGUGGGAAGAUGGGAUGCCGAACUCCAGUCCUUGAUGGCUGGUGUCCCUGGUCCAACACACCUGAACCAAACAGCAUGCAUUCAAAUUGUACAGUGUCCUGCUAAUGACCCAAAUAUUUGACCCUCCAGGACUGGAGUUAGAAAUAUGUGCUUUAUAUGUUGAUAGAUGUUGCUCUGCUUGAACACACCUGAUUCAAAUGAGUAGGUCAUUAACAGGUUCCUGCAGAUUAGUGAGCGAUUGGACUGAGGUGUGUCUGAUGUUCAGCAGUGGACUGUUUGAGUGUCUGCAGGGUGACGAGGGCUUUUAUUAUGUCUCUAAGCAGAAUGUUAACCUACAGAAUCAUCUCAUUAUAGAUAAACCAUCAUAACACAUCCCGUUUAAGAUGUUUUUACUGGGAAUUAAAAAGAAAAUGCUGGAGAACUUGUCUUGAAAGAUAACUUCUGCUUUAACUCUCUGACUGAAACUGGUCACCAGCUAAUAAUUUACUCAUCUCUGCAUCCAUGUCGGCAGGAAUGACAUUUAACUCUGACAAAUGUGAUGUAAAUCUGAACAGAUGAUAAAAAAAGAUUUAAACCUUUGUUCCCUUUCAAUGAUGAUUUGUAAUGAUUGAUUUAAAAGUUAUUCUGUUCAUGUAAAACGUUACAGUCUUGCCUUUUAAUGCUUUCUUCCAGUUUUUGAAAAUCUCUGAUGGCCUCACAAACAGUGGAUGAUUGUGUUUAUAUAUUUACAAAUCAGCUUCACGACUAAAAUAUAUUCAUUUUUGAUUAGUCUCAUGUAUAUGAGGGGUAAUUCUGAAGCUGAGCUCUGAUUGCAUUUAAAAGAAAUAAGAAUGUUUAAUAAAAACUGUGUUCAUAUUGAA